CGCGAGCCUCCGCUCAGUAAUUUAACUGAUUUUCAGUCGAGUCGAAAGAACAACUGAGUCAAAUCCCAGUGGUUUCAUGACCAAAACCAAAAGGUUUUAUCUUUUAAUAGCGAGAGAAAAGUCCAGUGACUGUAUGGAAGGAUAGAACUAGGAAAAUUCCGGAUUCAGAAAGAAUCUUUAAUGAUGAUGAUGAUGAUGAUGAUGAAGACCGUUUUGCUGCUGAUCUCAGUACUCCUAACUGAACCUCUUCAGUCCAAGGGCAGACCAGCCACACAAGAUGAGACGUUAGCUCUGGUCGAGCCAACGCCAUACACUUUAUAUCUGGGGGACAGACUGGAGCUGAGCUGUAAAGCUAUAGAGGAGAUACAGGAAGUGACCUGGACUAAGGACCACAUUCCCCUGGUUGACGGAGAGCACACCCGCCUGCGCAACCAUCAGAUGGAGAUUGAGACAGUAGAGCCGGCCGACUCUGGUCUGUAUGCAUGCUUUGCUCAGGGACCCAACAGCAACCAUACAGAUUACUUCAAUAUCAACGUUACAGAUGGAUUGGCUUCCUCAGAGGACACCAAGCUAUCAAGUAACCAGAAACUGCUUCAGCGUUCACCACAAAAGUCAAUUCUUCAGGCUGGGUUGCCUGCUAACCGUACAGUAGUGGAGGGGAGUGACGUGGAGUUUGUAUGUAAAAUCCUCAACGAUCAUCGGCAUCACAUCCAGUGGCUGAAGCACAUCAUGGGCCCUGAUGGAUUGCCAUAUGUUCGGGUCUUGAAGACUGCAGGCAUCAACACCAUGGAUAAGGAGAUGGAGGUACUGCAGAUCAGGAAUGUGUCUUUAGAGGAUGCUGGAGAGUACACCUGCUUGGCUGGAAACUCUAUAGGCCACUCCCAUCACUCUGCAUGGUUGACUGUCUAUAAAGCAUCAUCCUCCAGUCAAGCUCCAGCCGUCCUACGCCUGACUUAUGUACUGCCAUCUGUCCUGGUCUGCAUGUUGUUCCUAGUCAGGUAGUGUUGUUUGUUUGCUUGUAUUUUGAGCCAAAUAAAGCUCGCAAUUUUCUCUGCACCUGAGGCCUCAUUUUCACCUUCCACAAAUUCAGACAUACUUAAAAAUACAACAUGCUGUUUUUUCUUCAUUUACAAAAUCUUAAUGUAGGUUGUGAUGAAAAGUUAAAUGUUUUCUAUGAAAGACUGUAGUGAAAGUUGUUUUAUAUUUGUAUUAUUAGUUUUUUAAAUACAUUCUGCAAAGUAUAAGUGUGUGUGUGUGUGUGUGUGUGUGUGGUUCAGAUAUACUCUACAUCAGGGGUGCCCAAGCCUGGUCCUGGAGAUCUACCUACCUUCAGUUUCAGUUUCCAGGACCGGGUUGGACACCCCUGCCCUACAUUAUGGGGACAAAAUAUCCCCUCAAAGAUGGCAAUAUCUAAAACCCUUGUGGGGACAUGUUGGGCAACAUGAGGAAAGGAGCCAAUUCAAGUUUUUAUUUGUAUUUUUUAAUCUAAAAGAGGAAAACACUGUCUGUGAGGGAUGGUUUAGGCUUAUAGAAAAUACCGUUUGUACACUAUAAAUCCAGUACACCUAUAAAAUGUCCCAAUAAAACAUGGAAACCCAA
Carassius auratus (goldfish) is the source of this 1599-nucleotide messenger RNA. Its product is annotated as fibroblast growth factor receptor 1-A-like. NCBI's taxonomy places the organism in Eukaryota, Metazoa, Chordata, Actinopteri, Cypriniformes, Cyprinidae. Gene Ontology annotation, molecular function: fibroblast growth factor binding; fibroblast growth factor receptor activity. Gene Ontology annotation, cellular component: plasma membrane. The record is from RefSeq and is a predicted model, not a curated record. The coding region runs from base 181 to 1002 and encodes 273 amino acids. The transcript is spliced from 7 exons.